Colossoma macropomum (tambaqui) is the source of this 1674-nucleotide messenger RNA. Its product is annotated as zinc finger and SCAN domain-containing protein 22-like. Gene Ontology annotation, molecular function: DNA-binding transcription factor activity; RNA polymerase II cis-regulatory region sequence-specific DNA binding. NCBI's taxonomy places the organism in Eukaryota, Metazoa, Chordata, Actinopteri, Characiformes, Serrasalmidae. Bases 48 to 1076 code for a protein of 342 amino acids. The record is from RefSeq and is a predicted model, not a curated record. Gene Ontology annotation, biological process: regulation of transcription by RNA polymerase II. The transcript has 2 exons.
CGCUAUUCAUGGAAGAAGCAGAGUAGCAGCAGCACAGCUGUUUUGCAAUGGCGUCUUCAGCCGAAAUGUCUAAACUGGAGUCUUUAAAUUCCUUUUUCUACGAGCGACUGAUGGCUGUGGCAGGAGAGAUAUUUCAAGCAGUUAAAGACACUUUCUCCGAGUACCAAGAAGAAAUACAUCGCUCCAAACAGGAAAAUCUUUACCUGAGGAAAAUGCUAGCAGAAGUUAGCAUAAACAACGGCUCAGAUUCACGGCUCAGCCAGGCAGAAGGAGUUUCUCCUCAGAACACCAACCAUGGCCCUCUGGACUCAGUUGUACAGGUCAAGCUGGAACUUUGCACUGCGCAGCAGGACACAGAGCCACAACAGCCAGUAAAAGAUCCGGCUUCGUGUCCUUCUCCUUAUGCAGUGCCUGCCUAUCUUCAGGAGCCACCUCACUCUUUUUCUGUUAAAACUUUAAACACUGAAGAGGAAAAGGGUGACUGCUCACUGACCGACUCCUCAAGCAGAUUAGAAGCCUGGAACUCUCAGGUCAUCUCCUCUGAUGACUCAAACCCUACUUCGAUGCGAUCUGAUGGUGGACAUGAAAAUCAGUCAGUGGUUGUAAAGGAUGAACCAGAGUCCAAGCCCUACUCUCAGUGCAAGGAAUCAUACAGUGAUUUAACUCAUUUAUCAUCUCACUUGCUGAGCCAAACUGCAGACAGAUUGCUUUAUUGCGAAGUCUGUGGUAAGCCGUUCAAAUACGAUCGACUCCUGAAAGCGCACAUGGUGGUGCAUCAGAAAGAGAGGCCGUAUCGCUGUGAGCUAUGUGGAAAGUGCUACAGUUAUGCACAUGUACUCAAAAUCCACCUCAGAACUCAUACAGGCGAGAGACCGUAUCACUGCAAGUACUGUGGUAAGACAUUCAAUCAGAAAGGCCAUGUAAAGGGGCAUGAAAGGAUUCACACUGGAGAAAAAAUCUACAGCUGUUCGGUCUGCGGGAAGCGAUUCACUUGGCUGGGUCAAGGAAAGGAACACCUCCGGAUUCAUCAUGAUCAAGUGGCUACAAUUAUAAGGAAAAGAAAAAGUAACUGUUGAAUAUGAAGAAACAUGUUGAAUCAGACAGAAUUAAACCCACCAGCUUUCCUCAGACAUUCAGACAUUAGAUUUUUCAGAAAAUACUCCAAACUGAAUACAUUCAUGAACUUUUUCCAGUGCUCAGUUUUUAAUGUUUAUAGCGCAUAUAUAGCCGGAUGCACAACAUAGCAACAAAUUGAGGUAAUGCAGACACUUUCAUUACCCAGGACUGUAGUUAUAGGUAGGUAUAUAGACUGCUAUGAAACAGCUUAUGUGCCUUUUAAAUUGACCCUGUUAUCAUCAUUGUCAUCAUCAUGAUCAUGUCUUGGCUGUUCACUGGUGGAACACCUUACACACAAAAUAGCGAUAGAUGAGUGAAUGGAAUGGAAAAGGACCCUGCAGUUCUCAUUUCUUGCUCUUUUGUAUCUGAUAUGCACAUCGGAGUAUAGUAGCGUCUGCUGCCUUGCUAUUAAAACUCGAGAGCCACAUUACGUUUCCCUGCUUUCUCAUAAUGAAUGUAUGUUUCAUCAGGAGGUUUUCUGGAUUUGUCAACAAGCAUGUUAGUUUAACAGUCUCUCAUACAAUCAUACAAUCUUCUGAUUGUACCCUAAUUAUUCCA